UUAUGGUCAAUCGAAUUGGCGGGCAAAACGUGACAGUAACUCCUGAUGUUAAAUAUUAUUUUUUCAAUUUUGUGUAACAAAUAAUUUUGUUGAUUUGUAUAUAAUUUAUAAAUCGUUAAUAUAUAUCAGAGUUUGUGAUAUUAUGGUACAGUAAUUAAAUUGAAAAUUAGCUGCUUGAUGAUCAAAACAAACAGAAUAUGUUCUCGCAAAUUUUUAUAAAGAAUGUUACGACUAUGAGAAAAAUUAUUGCCUAAGAAAUUGUGAAAUUACAGUAUAAUUGUCGACACUUUGACAGUUCAUACGUGUCUUCAAGAAAACAUAAUUUAGCUAUGGACAACGACAGUGAUUCGGACGUAGGUGAUUUGCUAAAUGACCUCCUUGAAAGCAAUGACGACACCGGACUUGGACUCGAUCAAAAGCAAAAAACUGCUCUUAAAGAACUAGACUUCAAUUUCCUCGAAGCUGAAACAAAUUCGGUCAAAAAAUCUUCGCCAAAAAAACUCCUCACAAGCUUAGUUCACGAUGAUAACCUGGAUUCCUCCGACGAUGAAGAAAAGCGAAACGCCUUUGAACAAAACUAUUCCGAAUCGGGCCGUAAUUUAAAAUCUUUACUGAAAAAAAUCGAGAUUGAGAAACAUAAUCAGUCUAUCACCAUAGAAGUUUUACGUGAUAGUAAAAACUCUUUAGAUAUCAACAGUACGCAGACCAACAACUUAUCUCAAUCCAAAAGCUUUUCCCUAUCAACAUUAUCUCAGGUAAAACGAACGAACACUUCUUCCCUCCUAACAACUUCAAAUUCCUCAGCACUCUCUUCAGUUGACGUCUACAGCGACCCAGUUUUUGGUCUCCGAAUAAUAAAACCUCUGGUCUCCUCUUCCGAGCUUCAAAGUCUGAUGCUGGGCAAAACUCCGGUAAAAAUUUCAAAAGUGAAAACCCACCUAGCCACUGCAAAUCUCGAAGGCGACUGGGUAAUUGCCGGAGUCUUGAUUAGCAAAUCCCCAACGAUGAAAUCGCAAAAAGGAAACAAUUACUGCAUCUGGAAGCUGAGCGAUCUCUCCUUCGACAUGAACGUCGUCACUCUUUUCCUCUUUAGCGAUGCUUACAAGAAAUUUUGGAAAACCGCUGCUGGUACAGUUCUCGGUGUCAUGAAUCCAAAUGUUCUCGAGUCCAAGGACGAAAAAGAUCUGGCGACUUUAUCAACCGAUUCCGCUGGGAAGGUCCUGAUCCUCGGGACUUCAAAGGACAUGGGAGUCUGUAAAUCAGUCACCAAAGCUGGAAACCCCUGCACAGCGGUUGUAAAUCGCAACAAGUGCGAAUAUUGUGUUUAUCAUGUCCAAAAGGAAUAUAAACAAUGUUCCCGUCGAGCAGAUCUUCAAUCGAGUGGAAAUGGAAGAAGUUUGGGAUCACCUUUAAAUGCGAAAGGCUUCGCUCCAAAGAAGAUACAACCUGCGAUUACUCAAGGCCAACCACAUAAUUUUUUUGGAGUCCCUGCUAAGAGAAAUGCGAAACUUGAUCAAAAAGAUCGAGAGCGAUUGGCUCUGCUCACUGGUGCGAAGAAGAUUGAGAAAAAGGAAGACAAUCCGGAAAAAGAAAAGCAAUUUGUUGAUACAAACUUGGAAGGUAAAAGUGUAGAAGAGAAAAAUCCAGAGAAGAAAAAGCAUAUGGUGGAGUUGACGAGCAACCAGGCGAAGAAGGACUUUGAUAGACUCAAUAAAUUGAAAAAACUGGCUAGCAAAGCUGAAAGUGAGAGUCAGGCUUCCAGAGAGGAAUUUUUAUCACAAAAUAAAUCUCCAGGCAAUUUGACGAAUCUAGCUUCUCCGAGGAAGGAAGGAUUUACUCUCAGCAAAUUGCAAGAAAUGAAGGAUGAGAGUGCAGCUCCAUUUUCCAAAACUCCAGGAUUCACUAGAAGUAAAUUACAAGAGUGGUCAGUGAAGCAGGGAUAUGGAACUUCUUCACAGGAUAAGAAUUCUGCACCCAGUAUUGCAAAACCUUUCAAUCUAAAUGGUCUCUCAAGGUCUUCUAAGUCUUCCACGUCUCUCUCAAAGUCGAAAUCUCUUGAACAAUCUUUCGGUCCAAUAAAAAAUGCUCUUGAUUCUCCUGCUUUCAGUUCUCCAAGUGUUCCUCGUCUAGGAAACGGAGUCAUGUCUGGAAGCAUCGACUUUUCGGUACCGAUCAGCAAGAAACAAGUCGAUGUUGCAAAGUUGAAUGCUCUGAAAUUUGUUCGACAGAAAGGAGGAUUCAGCAAGUCGAAUGUCAAUAAAAUCCUCGAGAGCAAAGAAAAGAAGGAACAGAAUCUGAAACGAAAACGAGAUCCAGAUGAUGUGGAGAUGGAUGAUAAGAAACUGAAGGAAGCUAAGAAGCUUUCGGAAAAAUUCAAGCAAUUGAUGGAAGCUACUUCUGCUCAUGUGAAUCUCAUCGAAAAGUCGGAGGAAGAGGAGAAAGAAAAAUAUUUUGGAAAACUGGAGAUAAAGGAAAAAAUGGAAGAGAAAAUGAUGACAACUUUCAAAAUUGAUUGCAAAGCAGUGACUUGUUCGGUUUGCAAAUAUACUGCUUUUUCGAGUUCGGACAUGUGCAAAGAAUUGAGACAUCCAAUAAGAGUUAUUAAUACUGUGAAGAGAUUUUUCAAAUGUCGAGAUUGUGGAAAUAGGACAGUGGCGCUGGAUAAGAUGCCUAAACUGAGUUGUAACAAAUGUAAUAGUUCGAAUUGGCUGAGGGCUCCAAUGAUGGACGAGAAAAAGGCGGCCAUUCCAGGCGCGGGUUUGUCUAUUAGAGGAGGUGAAGAGAAAUUUAUUGGAUCUUAUGUGCAGGACGCUAAUCUCAACCUUCUUGUGCCAGAAUAAAAAUGUUUAUUAAGAGAUGAGAUUCAAGGGCAGUAUUUUUAUAUAUAUAUUUAUUGAGAAUUUUUUAUAAAAUGGAGAUUGAUUGAAGUUUGACGAAUUAGACGUUCGUUUUUGUGAUUAAACGGAUUUGUAAAAUAUAGUUCGAUGUGAAAAUAAAGCUUGACUUUAUACGAAUAAGCAAAUAUUUAUUUCUGGUAUCAAGCAAACAGCUGACGAAAUAAAUAAAAAAUGGUAAAAGAAAUAA
Molecule: messenger RNA, 3084 nt
Organism: Belonocnema kinseyi
Lineage: Eukaryota; Metazoa; Arthropoda; Insecta; Hymenoptera; Cynipidae
Gene: Mcm10
Product: protein MCM10 homolog
Exons: 2
Coding region: 330-2840 (836 amino acids)
Biological process (GO): DNA replication initiation; DNA replication
Cellular component (GO): nucleus; replication fork protection complex
Molecular function (GO): DNA replication origin binding; single-stranded DNA binding
Source: RefSeq, a predicted model, not a curated record